This is a messenger RNA of Aspergillus novofumigatus IBT 16806, 1113 nucleotides long. RefSeq names its product DODA-type extradiol aromatic ring-opening family dioxygenase. The coding region runs from base 179 to 1021 and encodes 280 amino acids. The record is from RefSeq and is a predicted model, not a curated record. The transcript has a single exon. Gene Ontology annotation, molecular function: oxidoreductase activity, acting on single donors with incorporation of molecular oxygen; zinc ion binding; ferrous iron binding. Lineage: Eukaryota; Fungi; Ascomycota; Eurotiomycetes; Eurotiales; Aspergillaceae.
AAUGAAGACUAUGAAACGUUUGUGCACGCAAAGUGCAGCUUUCCAGAGUUCUCUGCUUGAACUCGGAAGCUCUUGUAUCCGAUGGUGGUACUAUUCAGAGUUAUUUAAGCAUGCAAGCGUAUAGUACUUGAGAAUCCGAGUUCUUUUCCAUACUCCAUCUUCUGUUCAAAUCAACGCGAUGGAUGGCUCCGAAAGGGCGCGUGCUAUGUUCUUUUCGCAUGGGUCUGGCCCCUAUGUGCUCAUGGGAAAUGACCACCAACGACCGUUGGUCAACGUUUUGCAAUCCCAUGCCCACAUCCUCGACAAUGCCCGCGGCAUCAUCAUUUUUACUGCCCAUUGGGAGACGACGCACCCUCAUAUAUCUGCAGCGCCCAAUCCACAGCUCUACUACGACUAUGCUGGCACACCUGGUCUUCCACAGGAGGCAUUCGAAUACCGAUACGAUGCGCCAGGAGACCCUGAUUUAGCAGCUCGGAUCGCUAGUACUUUACAAGCUGCAGGAUUCCAGCCGAUAUUGGAUACUGAAAGAGGAUGGGACCACGGGGUGUUUGUGCCCUUGAUUGUCAUGCGGCCACAAGCAGAUUUGCCUGUCAUCCAGAUGAGCAUACUCAAGGGAGAAUCAGAUGAGUCUGAGGCAGAGAAAAAUCUCAGAUACGGUGCUGCCAUGGAAAGAUUCAGAGACGAAGGUUAUGUGUUCUUGUUCAGCGGCUCCUCAUAUCACCAUCUGGCAAAAGUCUUGGAGGCACUCCCAGAAAGAAUGGGGAAUGGAAAGGUGGACGUGUCAACGCAAGAAUUCGAAGCUGAGCUUGAGCGUGUUGCUGCAAUUUCGAAUGCAGACAAGAGGUCCGCUAUACUAAGAACAUGGCGGCAAUUUCCUCAAAGCUAUGAGGCACACCCCGCUGGCAAAGCAGAGCAUUUCAUGCCCUUCUUAAUCGGUUCUGGAGCGGCUGGGAACGACAAAGGUGAGAGGACGCAAUCCUGGGAGCUGUUCGGGGCCACCAUGAGCACCUUUGUGUGGUGAAUUGCGAAUCCAAGUCCAGCCAAAUUGUUAGGAAUAGAUUAAGUUCCGUUGUGCGAGUCAAGGAGCUUUUAGCCUCUUAGUUGAUGUAGUCA